CAAAUCUAAAGGCAAACCCCCAAACAAUACUAGUAUACUAUAUACAACAAAUGCGUACAACGUGAAAAAAGAAUAAAAAUUAGAGAGAGAGAGAGAGAGAGAGAGAGACGCAGAAAAUUUAACAAGGCGAGUCGAACAUGGAAGAAGAACCUGCUUCUCUGUCUUCUCUUACUUUCUCUCUCUAAAAAGCAGCGAAUAACUGAAACCCUAACUUUGCUGUUUCAAUUCGUUUCGGUUACUUGUGCUCGACGCAUUGGAUUCCUUCUCCGUGAUCUGAAUCCGUCAAAUGUGAUCGGAGUUCCAUCGAUGAGGCAAUCUCGUCGGUGGCAGAGGAUUUUCAUCCUCUCUCUGCUCUUCCUCUCCGUCGUUGCUCCUCUCAUUUUCCUCUCUCACCGCCUUCAACUUCUCACUCCUUCUCAUGGACCAAGAGAGUUUUUCGAUGAUUUAUCCACUGUUACAUACAGGACAGAUCCUGUACUGUUAAAUGCUAUAGAACAGGAAGGGGCUGAAGAAAUACAAGAGCCUAAGGAAGUUGUUUAUAAGGAAAUAGACUUUGAUUCAGCAGUGAGUUACAGUGGUUCCGGAAAGAAUAAUAGUUCUGAGGAAUCUAGAAUCGAGGGGUUCAGAAGUAGCCUCUUGGAAAGAAAUGUUUCAGGAUUCGACGAUGACAAAAGACAAGACCAGGAAGCUCGGCAAAAUGGAUCAUCCUCGGUUGAUGGAGAUAAGAAGAAAUUUAAUACAACACUUACACACAACCAGAAUACACAAACUCACUCUCAAAGAAUGACAGAAAAGAAAUCCAGUCUGACAGCAACCCGAAAUCAUCAUACUUCACGCUCUCAAUCUCAGAGAGUGACAUAUCAGAAGGUGGGGGAGAUUAAGGAUCAAAUAAUUAGAGCCAGAGCAUACUUGGGAUUUUUCCCUCCAAAUAGCAAUUCACACUUGUUAAAGGAAUUGAAGCUGAGAAUUAAAGAGAUGGAACGUGCAGUUCGAGACGCUAUCAAGGAUUCAGAUCUGUCAAGGAGUGCUUUGCAGAAAAUGAGACACAUGGAGGCUUCACUGUCUAAAGCCAACCGUGCUUUCCCAGACUGCACUGCUAUGGCUACUAAGCUCCGUGCAAUGAAUCAUAAGGCUGAAGAGCAAGUUCGUUCUCAGCAACGUGGAGUAACACAUCUUGUUCAUCUUGCUGCAAGGACCACUCCAAAAGGUCUUCACUGUCUUUCUAUGCAGCUAACUUCUGAUUUCUUUGCCCUGAGACCAGAGGACAGGAAGCUGCCAGAUGAAAAUAAGAUUCAUAAUCCCAAACAUUAUCAUUAUGCUGUCUUCUCUGACAAUAUUCUUGCAUGUGCAGUGGUUGUUAACUCCACAGUCUCUAAUGCCAAGAAACAGGAAAAACUUGUUUUCCAUGUAGUGACCAAUUCACUCAACUUUCCGGCAAUCUCCAUGUGGUUCUUAUUAAACCCUCCGGGUAAAGCCACAGUCCACAUACAGAACAUUGACAACUUUGAAUGGUUGUCCAAGUACAAUACAUUCAAGAAAAAUAAUUCCAGUGAUCCAAGAUAUACUUCUGAAUUGAACUACCUGCGUUUCUAUCUGCCAGAUAUCUUCCCUACUCUAAAUAAGAUUCUGCUCUUUGAUCACGAUGUUGUGGUGCAAAAAGAUCUCAGUGAACUAUGGAAUGUUAAUAUGAAUGGAAAAGUAAUUGCAGGUGUUGGGACUUGUCAGAAAGGUGAAACUUCAUUUCACAGGAUGGAUAUGUUCAUAAACUUCUCAGAUCCAUUCAUUGCAAAGAGGUUUGAUGUCAAUGCUUGUACAUGGGCAUUUGGGAUGAACUUGUUUGAUUUGCAGCAGUGGAAGAGACAUGAUUUAACUGCGGUCUAUCACAAAUAUUUGGAAAUGGGAGCCAAGAUGCCAUUGUUGAACAGUGGAAGUCUGCCUCUAGGCUGGCUCACUUUCUAUGAGAAGACUCUGAUUUUGGACAGACGGUGGCACAUUCUUGGCCUUGGUUACGACUCCAUAGUCGAUACAAAUGAGAUUGAGCGUGCUGCCGUUAUUCAUUACGAUGGAAUCAGGAAGCCUUGGUUGGAUAUUGCGGUGGGCAGAUAUAAGAGUUACUGGACCAAAUUCAUGAAGUUUGACCUCCCCAUUUUGCAGCGUUGCAAUCUACAGGCGUAGCGCAGCAUCUAAAUGUUAUGAUACCUGGAAGGUGUUGUUUGAUUAAUUUGCUGGCGCAUUAGUUUCGUGCUUGUAGUCGAUUCUUUCUGUUCUUUAGCAGUUGAGCGAUUCUUCUUGUAAAGCCCUCUAUAGCUCCACAGAAUUUUACACAGAUAUGAUAUCUUUAUAGAAGCUUAGCCAAUUUGUAAUGACACUGAUAUGAAAUAAGACUCGGAUAGAAGGCAUUUUAGCUGCUUGGAGAUGCUGCUACCGGUUGUUGUGUACAUAUUUCAUUCAUGAGUUCUAUUAGGUUAUGCCA
This is a messenger RNA of Lotus japonicus, 2473 nucleotides long. Its product is annotated as probable galacturonosyltransferase 6. Gene Ontology annotation, molecular function: polygalacturonate 4-alpha-galacturonosyltransferase activity. Bases 307 to 2175 code for a protein of 622 amino acids. The transcript is spliced from 9 exons. Lineage: Eukaryota; Viridiplantae; Streptophyta; Magnoliopsida; Fabales; Fabaceae. The record is from RefSeq and is a predicted model, not a curated record.